AUGCACACGUUCAGUGAGACGGGUGCAGGAGUACCUGCAUUUCUGGCGAAACUGUGGCGCCUGGUCGAAGACAGCGAGACGAACGAUUUGAUAUCGUGGAGCACGGAUGGCCGGAGCUUCAUCAUACAAAAUCAGGCACAGUUUGCCAAAGAGCUGUUGCCGCUCAAUUACAAACAUAACAACAUGGCAAGCUUUAUUAGGCAGCUGAAUAUGUAUGGUUUCCACAAAAUAACCUCCAUCGACAAUGGUGGUCUACGAUUCGAUAAGGAUGAGAUGGAGUUCACACAUCCUUGCUUUCAAAAGGAUCAUCCCUACUUGCUGGAGCACAUCAAGCGCAAGAUCGCUACAUCGAAGCAACAGCAACUGCAGGCCCAACAACAGUUGGAGGACAAGAGUGUGCUCAAGCUGGAAGCGGUCAGCCGGGUGCUGAGUGAGGUUAAGAAUAUGCGCGGUCGACAGGAUACGCUUGAUUCGCGCUUCCAAACGAUGAAACAAGAGAAUGAGGCUUUGUGGCGGGAAAUUGCUAUUCUGCGCCAGAAGCAUCAUAAGCAACAGCAGAUUGUCAACAAGCUCAUUCAAUUCUUGGUGACGAUCGUGCAACCAUCCCGCAGUGGACUUGGCUCUAUGAACAAUGGUAGCAACAAACGUCGAUUCCAGCUGAUGAUCAACGAUGCCCCACAACAGGCAAAGCUGAUGAAAACGGAAUACGACGAUGGAGCCACCAUUGAAGAACUGGGCGAAGCACUCGAAGAAGUCGCAUACGCAAAUCAGCAAGAAUUGUUGUCAAAACAAAACAAGGCCAAGAAACAUAUUAUUCCCAUCGUAACCGGUCAGAUUGUUCGCUCGUCUCGGUCCGCUGAAGAGGCAGGAGCUUCGUCUGGUUCCACCUCAGUCGGAAAGAGCGCAAAGCCUAGUAACAGCGUCGGUGACAGUGGUAGCGUGAUUCUUAAGAAACUCAGUGGUGUUAGCAUUGUUAAGAAGGAUAAAAUCUCGCCAAGCGGCCAAACGAAAGAGACCAGGAAUUCGGAUACACCGGAGGUUAGUUCGCCGAUAUCGGUCCCGGAUCGGUCACCAUACCAUCGCACAGCGACUCCAUCCAUGUCCGGUGGUAGCAGCUCCAGAAGUAGCAAUGGAAGCGGUGGUGGAGGCGGAGGUGGCGGAGGAGACGGAGGAUUGAACUACGGCGGUGGAAAUGAAACAAUUGAGGAAAUAUUUUCUACCUCACCAAUACCGUUCCGAGCUGGUGUAGAUGGCGCGAUGAGAGGAUCAACGAUGGGGUCCAAGGUCGUGAAAAUGGCGAACGAUCAGAAGAGUCAACCAAAGUACACUACACGAUCUAGGAAUGUUGGCGAACGAAGCCGUGGCAAUAAUACACCUGCGAAUUUAAUUCAGCUGAUUGAAAGCACAAUCGACUGCGAUGAGCUAGAUAACUAUGGCGAAGCGCUGGAAGAAGAUAAUGAUGAUGAUGAGCACGGAUAUUUGGUCGAUCAUGUGGACGAAAUAGAUCCAACGAUCGUACAAUUGUAUAAUCAAGAUAACGACAACGAAAUGAUGCUAAACACUCCGAUGGUGAUCAAGGAGAUGGAAAAACAACAACAACAGAAGCAACAUCAGCAAAAACAGCGACAACCGGCUGGUAGAAAACGAGGAGAAAGUUUGUUGAAAGGAAACAGCACAGAUAAUAGGCGUAAUGAAGGGGAACAGUCCCAAUCUUCUGCGCAGAGAUCUCAGAACAGAAGUUUACUCAAUUCUCCAUCGACUGUCACCGUUACAACGGCAGCGAAGCCUGGCGGAAGUGGAUUGAAAUCUUCUGCCGCUUCUUCUCCCGAUGUUCCGACAAUGAUUAUGACAAGAGGUGGCAAAAAAUUGGCAAUGGCCAAGAAACAGUCUGUCGCGACCAAUGAACAGCAGCAGCAGGAAGAUUUAUCAUCGGCCGGACCGUCUGGAUUCAAUGCUGGUGGUGGGCAAGGCGCCCGAGACCAACCAACGGAGAAUAGCAAUGGUGGUAAUUCAUCAUCGCCACCCAUUGCUACGGAUGGGUUAUCGUUUGUUUCGAAUGGUGGUUACAUUGCCGCAACCGACAUGGUGCCGGGUGAUAUAUUUGACGAUAGCAAUGAUCAGGGCGCCACGAUGGUGAAGAAUGAAGGUAGUAACCCUUCACCGAUGCUUAGCAGUGGAUUCAACUUUGUCGACGGAGGCUACUAUAAUCCAAACGUGGACAUCAACCAGAUGAAGGCUGGUCGACAGCAGCAACAGCAGCAGCAGGUGCAGGCACCGCAGAACAACCAGCAACAACAACAGCCUUCACCAUCUGUUAGCCAAAUGCUCCACGGUGAAGGCGAAGAGUUCGACGAGAAUUCACUCGAUUCGUCCUUGCUGCUUAACCGGCCCGCCGGAAACGAAACCGAACAACAGCAGCAAUUAUCCAAGUUUGUCAGCAAUGAUCUAGACGUGUCCUGUCUGAACACGGUGGCCGAGUAUGGACAGCACAUCGAUACCGUGCAGACCGAUCUGGAAUCACUGAAGGAGCUGCUUAAGGGCGAAGGUUACCAACUCGAUGCGAACGCGUUGCUCGGGAACGCUUGCUCUACCGCACCUCCGUUCGGACGCGUGUACUUCCCGUCGAGUACGUUCGAUAUGGAUACCAUCAAUAAGGUUAGGACCGAUCUUUUCAACAACAACGAAGACAUGCUGGGAUACGAUUUUCCGAUGAACCUUCCGGAUAUGAUGAACGAUGAUCAGCAGCAGCUGUUACAACAGCAUCAACAGCAGCAAGGUCAAUCAUUGGCACAGCAGCAAACCGGCAACAACAAUAGUGACAAAUCAGCCGCAUCCGGUAGCCCGACACCUGGAGGACACAUUUCACCCGUACCGUCAGCUCACACACAGCUGAUGGCUUUAAAGCUUCACGGAGCAGAUCCCGUCAACGGCCACCAACACAGCAUUAACAAUGGCAUCGUUAAUGUGAACGGCCAUCAUGGUAUUGGCUGCAUGAAUGGCAACGGGAAUGGCAGCAUCGGAAAUGGUAUCAUCGGUCCCGGUGGUACACUUGGUAUUGUGUCCGGUGAUUACAUCGAUCUAAACGAGCUGCUUAACAUGGACGGUAACUGCGGUGGUAACGAUGAUGAACAUUCUCUGGUCGCGUAA
Anopheles marshallii is the source of this 3147-nucleotide messenger RNA. RefSeq lists its product as uncharacterized. Gene Ontology annotation, biological process: regulation of DNA-templated transcription. Gene Ontology annotation, molecular function: DNA-binding transcription factor activity; sequence-specific DNA binding. The transcript has 11 exons. The coding region runs from base 1 to 3147 and encodes 1048 amino acids. The record is from RefSeq and is a predicted model, not a curated record. NCBI's taxonomy places the organism in Eukaryota, Metazoa, Arthropoda, Insecta, Diptera, Culicidae.